Molecule: messenger RNA, 2209 nt
Organism: Klebsormidium nitens
Lineage: Eukaryota; Viridiplantae; Streptophyta; Klebsormidiophyceae; Klebsormidiales; Klebsormidiaceae
Source: the annotation of a GenBank genome assembly
CUAAAACUGCACAACUUGCAAGAGGAAGUGAAAAGGUGCGCCUGAGUUGCAGCUAGGGGGCGCAGUCUGUUGUGGUUUGUGGCCAGCAGCCCUUUGCCUGAGCGAUCCUCGACGCCCUUGAAGGACCGGUGUUGUUUGCACGCCCAACUUUGUGGACAAAUUUUUAGAACCGUUGGUUGCACCAAAGACAUGGCGGCUUCGAAAGUCGCGAGCUUCUCUCAAAACCUGUGCAGUAUUCGCCCAGAUGUGGCACAUGCUCGUUUGAGCAAGGAUAGGAGUUGCGGUGCAACAUGGAGCCCUCCAGUUAUUCCCCGCACAUUCCAACCCCCAAAAGCUGCUCUGGGUUUGGCUCUCGAGUCAAGCCUAUUCGGUGGCUCGUCUCUACAUCUUUGCUCGGCAAAGAGCACUGCAUUCCUGGGCGCCAGUCUCACUCGGUUGCAGCAAUGCCAGGGGCGGCCCGGCCCAGGCUCUCGGCGAGGGGGUGCCUUGAGCACUCAGGCGGCAGUCUUUGACCAGCUGUCAAUCAGCUUAGAGAAUGCAUGGAAGAAGCUAGCAAAUGAAGACAAGAUCACAUCGGACAAUAUCAAAGAGCCCAUGAAAGAGGUCCGGAGGGCUCUUCUGGAAGCAGAUGUCAGUCUGCCCGUGGCUCGUCGUUUCGUCACGAAUGUGCAGUCCAAGGCAAUUGGCCAAGAGGUGGCGAAAGGAGUCAAACCGCAGCAGCAGCUUAUCAAGGUUGUGGCUGAUGAGCUCAAAGCACUGAUGGGGCUGGAGCUUGCCCCGUUGGUGUAUUCCCGGAUUGGUCCCACUGUCAUCCUUCUGGCUGGGUUGCAAGGAGUGGGAAAGACCACGGCCGCGGGAAAGCUGGCUCUCUACCUCAAGAAGCAGGACAAGAAGGUUCUUAUGGUCGCCACGGACGUGUACCGACCCGCAGCCAUUGACCAGCUCGUGACGUUGGGAAAGCAAGUGGACGUGCCAGUCUUUGAAAUGGGCACCACCGCGAAGCCACCCGAAAUUGCAAGGAAAGGCCUGGCGGAGGCCAAGCGGAUCAAGGCAGACGUUGUUCUAGUGGACACAGCAGGGCGGCUGCAGAUCAACAAGGACAUGAUGAAUGAGUUGAAGGAGAUCAAGAAGGCAGUGAAGCCUACCGAGAUUCUUCUUGUGGUGGACGCCAUGACGGGACAAGAAGCAGCCGGCCUGGUGGCGUCGUUCAACCAGGAGGUGGGGAUCACUGGGGCGAUCCUGACGAAACUAGACGGAGAUUCACGGGGUGGCGCUGCGCUGAGCGUCAAGGAGGUCUCUGGCAAACCGAUCAAGUUCACUGGAGAGGGGGAGGCCAUGACUGCGCUGGAGCCGUUCUACCCAGAGCGCAUGGCGCAGCGCAUCCUGGGUAUGGGCGACGUGCUGACGCUCGUGGAGAGGGCCGAGGAAGCGAUGAUGACGGAAGAGAGUGCUAGAAUCGCAGAGCGCAUGAUGUCGGCCAAGUUCGACUUCACGGACAUGCUCAAGCAGACAGAGAUGAUUGCGCGCUUCGGCUCCAUGUCCGCGUUCCUCAAGCUCAUGCCCGGGAUGAACAAGCUGAGCAACACGGAGAUCAGAGAGGCCGAGAAGAACGCCAAGACGAUGCGGGCCGUCAUCCACAGCAUGACGGUCGACGAGCGUGCCAAGCCGGACCUCCUGGCGUCGUCCCCCUCCCGGCGGCGGCGGAUCGCCAAGGGCUGCGGCAAGACGGAAAGACAGGUGAGCGAGGUGAUCCAGCAGCUCUUCACGAUGCGCGCGCGGAUGCAGAACCUGUCGGCGAUCAUGAGCGGGAAGACGGCCAUGCCAGGGAUGGGCGAUCUUCAGGCGGCCAUCUCAGGCGGACGCAAAGCUGCGCCAGGUACGGCCAAGCGGAAAAAGAAGCGGUCCUUGUUGGAUUCCGCCAGUGAAAUUAGCAGGAGGGAACCGGUCGCGAUCGCGGGGAGGAGAUGAGCAGGAACAUCACUGUCGCGAAGAUUCUUGUAACAUUAUACACACAAAUGGGUUGGGGAUAGGCGUUGUCGACUUCUUUUGCAUGUUGCUAUAAACACAUGAUCAGGCUUGUUCAAUCAACUGUCGAGAUCUUGAUUUACCAAGUCGGUUGCGCAUGGCACGGACAGGGCCCAGACAGGCCCGGCCUCUCAUGCCCGUAGUAUAAGCACGCACGAUUCAUUUGCAUGCCCGAAUAAUGGCC